UGUAGUGGAAACCAAGACUGUUCUCGGGGCGGGUCAGCCGGUUUUGACUAUCAGAAGUUACUUUUCGUGGCAGGUUAUAAUUCGAUCAAGUUUAGGAAAAUGGUUACGGUUAGAUAAAAUGCAAAAACACACAACAUACUGUAUCUAGCUUACAACCAGGUCUGCCCUGAGAACACUCUUGGUUUCCACUAAUGCGAUCACAACAGUUGAUCGAACUGUUGUGGUCACGACUUGUCCUGUCUUGCUCAGGACUAGUCUGACUGCUUGAAAAUACAUAUCUCAAGAUAGGGCGGCUACUCGACUUCACAGGAAUUUACCUAAUGUAAUUUAUUCAUACAGGGAUGUCCAAGGAGACCAACACACAGGAGCAGUAACAUGGCUGCUGACGACAAAUCCUCCUCCUCAUCCUCUACGCUGGAUUGGAGUGUGGCGCCUCCUAUUUCCCCUGGCAGCCCAUCUCACCUGACACACUUCAAACCCCUGACUCCAGAGCAGGACGAGCCCCCGCUCCGAUCAGCAUACAGCUCCUUUGUCAACCUGUUCCGCUUUAACAAAGAGGAGGGGCGGCCACCCUCAGUGACAGAGAAACCGGAUGUGGUUGUGCCGUCACCCACUGGGGAGCGUAGGAACUGGACCAUACCAGCACACUCCAUCCACGGCUCUGGGGCGCAUAGGAAACAACACCACGAUCUUUUACGCAGGACUUCUACUGCUUCAGAGGGCCGUAGGAAAUCGGAAACGCCCCUGGGCACUCACGAUCCUCGUACGGCUGUUCAGCUCCGCACUGCUCUGAAGAGACUCAAGGAGAUCAUGGAGGGAAAGAGCCAGGACAGUGACCUGAAGCAGUACUGGAUGCCAGACAGCCAAUGUAAGGAGUGUUACGACUGCAAUGAGAAGUUCACCACCUUCCGCCGCCGCCACCACUGCCGGCUCUGCGGCCAGAUCUUCUGCAGCCGCUGCUGCAACCAGGAAAUCCCUGGCAAGUUCAUGGGCUACACGGGAGACCUGCGGGCCUGCACCUACUGCCGUAAGAUUGCUCUGAGCUACUCCCACUCUGCAGACUCUGGCUCCAUAGGGGAGGACCUGUCUGCUCUGUCUGACUCCUCCCCCUGCUCCACCUGCGUCCUGGAGCCCAGCGAGCCUCGCACCCCGGUCGGUGGACGGAAGGCCAGCCGCAACAUCUUCCUAGAGGAGGACCUGGCCUGGCAGAGUUUGAUUCACCAGGACUCUCAGAACAGUGGCAUGAAUUCUAGACGAAGCACGCUACAAGAGGAUGGAGGCAAGUCCCCAAUAAGGAAGCGGUCAGCCAGUGUGACCAACCUGUCCCUGGACCGGUCUGGCUCCUCCAUGGUGCCCUCCUAUGACAGCUCAGUGAGCCCCCAGACCAGCAGGGCCAUGCCAAAACCUGACCACAGCGAAGAGGAGAGGAAGAUACUGUUGGACUCAUCCCAGCUCAAAGACCUGUGGAAGAAGAUUUGUCACAACACUACUGGUAUGGAGUUCCAGGACCACCGCUACUGGCUCCGUACAUACCCCAACUGCAUUGUGGGGAAGGAGUUGGUCAACUGGCUGUUAAGGAAUGGAACUAUCUCCACAAGGGCACAGGCGAUAGCCAUUGGUCAGGCUCUGGUAGAUGGUCGUUGGUUGGACUGUGUCACUCACCACGACCAGCUGUUCAGAGAUGAGUACGCUCUCUAUCGCCCCCUCCAGAGCACAGACUUCUCUGAGACCCCGUCUCCUGACAGUGACAGUGUCAACUCUCUGGAGGGACACUCCGAACCUUCCUGGUUUAAAGACAUCAAGUUUGACGACAGUGACACAGACCAGGUGGCUGACGAGAAUGACUAUGUCAUGCCCAAUUCGUCCAGUCCUAGUAAGAGGACGUCAGUCAGCAGUUUCCAGUCAGCGGUGGACAGUGACUCUGCUGCCUCCAUCAAUCUCAAUAUGGAGCAGGACAAUGUCAACUUCCACAUCAAGAAACAGUCCAAGUACCCCCAUGUACCCCCGCACCCUACGGAGCAGAAAGAGUACCUGGUCUCAGAGGAAGGAGGACAGAAUAUCUCCAUUAGCGACGCCUUCAUCAAAGAGUCCCUGUUUAACCGUCGUGUGGAGGAGAAGGCUAAAGAGAUGCUGUUCACUCCUCUGGGCUGGCACCACAGCUCCCUGGACCAGCUCAGAGAGGAGAAUGGAGAGAAGAAGGCCAUGGAGAGGCUACUCUCUGCCAACCACAGUCACAUGAUGGCGCUGCUGCAGCAGCUGCUGUACAGUGAGUCCCUAUCCCUCUCCUGGCGUGACAUCAUUGUUCCCGUGGUGAGGCAAGUGGUGCAGACGGUGCGGCCAGACGUUCGCAGCUGUGAUGAUGACAUGGACAUCAGACAACUGGUCCACAUCAAGAAGAUUCCUGGAGGGAAGAAGUUUGACUCUGCUGUAGUGAAUGGCUUUGUCUGUACCAAGAACAUUGCCCACAAAAAGAUGAACUCGUACAUCAAGAACCCCAAGAUCCUGCUGCUGAAGUGUUCCAUAGAGUAUCUCUAUAGAGAGGAGACCAAAUUCACCUGCAUUGACCCCAUUGUGCUUCAGGAGCGUGAGUUUCUGAAGAACUAUGUUCAGCGCAUAGCGGACGUGCGUCCCAACCUGGUGCUGGUGGAGAAGACCGUGUCUCGUAUCGCUCAGGACAUGCUGCUGGAGCACGGGAUCACACUGGUCAUCAACGUCAAACCACAAGUCUUGGACAGGGUGAGUCGUAUGACCCAGGGGGACCUAGUCAUGUCCAUGGACCAGCUGCUCACCAAGCCUCGACUGGGAACCUGCCAAAAGUUCUACCUACACUCUUUCCAGCUGGCCAAUAAUGAAUUGAAGACUCUCAUGUUCUUUGAGGGCUGCUCUCCCCAGCUGGGCUGUACCAUAAAGCUUCGCGGGGCUUCUGAGUAUGAGCUGGCCAGGGUUAAAGAGAUCAUCAUCCUCAUGGUGUGUGUGGCCUACCACUCCCAGCUAGAGAUAUCCUUCCUCAUGGAUGAGUUCGCCAUGCCUCCCAGCCUGGCCAAGACCAACUCCUUCCCCUGUCUCCUGGAGAGCACUACUGUUGAGGAGGAGGAGGAGGAGGAGAGCCAGGAAAAUGGGACCGACCAGAGCACCCUCUCCCAGGGAGGAGAGACUGUGCUGGGGGAGGAGGAGGAGAAGUCUUCCCUUGGGAAAUCUGUAUCAGAGUCCUCCUCGCCUAAAGAUGUCCAUGGUGUAAAAGUCAACAAAAAACACUUCCUGUCCUCCUCUUCCUCCUUGGGGGCUGAGGGGGUGGAGUCAGCAGAGGUCAUGACCUCCACGCCGUUGUCCAAUCGCCAGGUGCUGCCACCUCCAGUAUCCCCACCCUAUCUUAUUGAUGACCUGGAGGAGUUGGCAGAUGAGAUCGGAUCGGGGAAGGGGGAGACUGAGGGGGGGAGCGGGUCGGGGGUUCUGGGGAGGGGUGAGUCGCGGGAGGAGAGCUCGGGUUCAGAGACCCCCCCCAGGCUGUUCAGAGACCCCCUGCAGGAUGACACCGGGCUGUUUGUCACAGAGCAGGUGGCCUCAACGGACGACCGUCUCAAGACUCUUACGGCAGGCUUCAAACAGGAGCUGAAGGACAUCAUCCUUUGUAUCUCCCCCUUUAUCACCUUUAGAGAGCCCUUCCUCCUCACGCCUGCUGGCCUACGCUGCCCCAGCAGAGACUACUUUCCUGAAAAGGUGUACCUCUCCCCGCUGCUGAACAAGGACUUCAAAGAACUGGACUGUCGACGUAAGCGACAACUCCUCAAAGACUCCGCCCCGUCAGGUGGAGGCAUCACCAACGGAGUCCCUCCCCUCCGCCCCAUCCAGGUGUUACCCUCCCACCACCUUACCAGCGCCCGCAUCGCAGAGCAGCUGGGCAGCAGCCAGGACCUGGCCAAGAUGCUGGCAGACUACCGUGCCCAGGGGGGCCGCCUCCGGCAGGAGGCAGACCCCUUCACCCAGCCCCUACCUCAGGCACCAGUCCGGGAGGCUCCACCGCCCAAGCACCCCGUCAAGGCUGAUAGUGAAGAAGAGAAACCAGCAGGACAGAACGACAUGACCUGGGCCUCCAAGCUGGACUGCCUGAACCCGGUGAACCACCAGAGACUGUGUGUUCUGUUCAGCAGCUCCUCAGCCCAGUCCAACAACUCCCCCAACCCCUGCGUCAGUCCCUGGAUUGUCACGAUGGAGUUCUACGGAAAGAAUGACCUCACACUAGGAAUAUUCUUGGAGAGAUACUGUUUCAGGCCAUCCUAUCAGUGCCCUAGUAUGUUCUGUGAGACUCCCAUGGUGCACCAUGUGCGGCGGUUUGUCCAUGGCAGUGGCUGUGUUCAGAUCGUACUGAAGGAGCUGGACUCUCCUGUGCCUGGAUACCAACACACCAUCCUCAACUACUCCUGGUGCCGCAUAUGCAAACAGGUGACUCCUGUGGUGCCCCUGUCUAAUGACUCGUGGUCCAUGUCCUUUGCUAAGUACCUGGAGCUGAGGUUCUAUGGUCACCAGUAUACCAGGAGGGCUAAUGCUGAGCCCUGUGGCCACUCCAUCCACAAAGACUACCACCAGUACUUCUCCUACAACCAGAUGGUGGCCUCAUUCAGCUACAUCUCAGUGAGACUGCUGGAGAUCUGCCUCCCUCCCCCGAAGAUCUUCAUCAGGAACCAGGGGCCCUCCAAGGCAAGCAUGCAGCAGGACCUUAAGGACUUCUCACAGAAGGUGAAUCAGGUGUACCUGGCCAUAGAGGACCGCCUCACCUCCCUGAAGACGGACACCUUCAGCAAGACACGCGAAGAGAAGAUGGAGGACCUGUUUGCACAGAAAGACAUGGAGGAGGCAGAGCUGCGUAGCUGGAUAGAGAAGCUGCAGGCUCGUCUCCAGGCUUGUGGUAGUGACUCCCCCCAGCAGCUCCAGACUGUACUGGAAUCAGUGGUAGUGAAGAAACAGAGCCUGUGUGAAACACUGCAGUCCUGGAACAGCAGGCUGCAGGACCUGUUCCAGCAGGAGAAGGGCAGGAAGCGUCUGUCUGUCCCAGCCAGCCCUGGGAGACACAGACCGACAGACGACAGCAAGACCAGUGUUCUGGAGUCUUCUCCACGCAACCCCUCCCCUGUGGUACAAAAUGGUGACAAAGAGGACCGUCACCUCACUACCCUGCCCUCGAGCUCGGGGUCGUCAUUGCUAACGUUACCGUCACCAGGGGAACCCGGCUCAGAACCCCUCUCGUCUGGACCAUCCUUUCCUGACCAGGACUCUGUCAGCAUCCCAGAGGAUGUGUUUGAUGGACACCUGUUGGGCUCCAAUGACAGCCAGGUGAAAGAGAAGUCCACCAUGAAGGCCAUUCUAGCCAACUUGCUGCCAGGCAACAGUUACAACCCCAUCCCAUUCCCAUUUGACCCAGACAAGCAUUACCUGAUGUAUGAGCAUGAGAGAGUGCCCAUAGCCGUGUGUGAGAGAGAACCCAGCUCCAUCAUUGCAUUCGCUCUCAGCUGUAAGGAGUAUAAGACCGCUCUGGAUGAGCUGUCAAAGACAACGGUGAAGGCUGGAGGCGAGGACACCACCCAAACCAUCAGCUCCGGAGAGAGCCGGGCCAAGAACAGCCCAGCCAAGCCCAAUGAGACGGCCUCCUCCCAGAUGGGUCCGGGCCGCAGCAGCAUGGACACUGACCCUCUCAAAGAUGCAGACAUAGGAGACAAGCACAAGAAGUCAGCCGGAAACCCUCAUAUCGAAUUACAGUUCUCUGAUGCCAAUGCUAAGUUCUACUGCAGGAUCUACUAUGCAGAGGAGUUCCACAAGAUGAGAGAGGAGAUCAUGGACAGUACGGAGGAUGACUUUGUCCGCUCGCUCUCCCACUGCGUCAACUGGCAGGCCCGUGGCGGCAAGUCUGGGGCCGUCUUCUACGCCACCGAAGAUGACCGGUUCAUCCUGAAGCAGAUGCCCAGACUAGAGGUUCAGUCCUUCCUGGACUUUGCCCCUCACUACUUCACCUACAUCACCGGAGCUGUGCAGCAGAAGCGACCCACUGCCCUGGCUAAGAUCCUGGGUGUGUACCGGAUCGGCUACAAGAACUCCCAGAACAACUCUGAGAAGAAGCUGGAUCUGCUGGUCAUGGAGAACCUGUUCUAUGGCAGGAAGAUGGCCCAGGUGUUCGACCUCAAGGGUUCUCUGAGGAACCGCAACGUUAAGACCGACUCUGGGAAGGAGAGCUGUGAGGUGGUUCUGCUGGAUGAGAACCUACUGAAGCUGGUCCAUGACAACCCUCUGUACAUCAGAGCCCACUGCAAGGCCAUCCUGAGGGCUGCCAUACACAGUGAUGCCUACUUCCUGUCUAGUCACCUGAUCAUAGACUACUCACUGCUGGUUGGACGAGAUGACACCACAGACCAGCUGGUGGUGGGAAUCAUAGAUUACAUUCGGACAUUCACAUGGGAUAAGAAGCUGGAGAUGGUGGUGAAAUCCACAGGGAUCCUGGGAGGGCAAGGUAAGAUGCCCACAGUGGUGUCUCCGGAGCUGUACCGAUCGCGUUUCUGUGAGGCCAUGGACAAAUACUUCCUCAUGGUGCCUGACCACUGGACAGGUCUAGGGGUCAACUGCUAACUGACACCAUGGAGCUAGCCUGAGUUCCAGAUCUGUUUGUGUCGUCUAGCCAAUUUCUAUGUCAUUGUCACGGCAUGUUUGGCAACACAGCAUAAACGGAUCUGGGACUCGCCUGCUAGCUGCAGAACACAACAUGGGCAUCAGUUACCAGGAGGGACAGGAGACUACAAUGCAGAAAAACCCUUUGCCCAAUAAGGAACCAUAAAAGCAUACUGGAUGGAUUGAUGAAGAGUAAUGCAAGGCCAGUAUACAACGACUCAAUCAUUCCAUAGUAUUAUUAUGAUCUACUAGACUGUAAACGAGUGACUCGAGAGUAUUAUUGGAUGUCGUGACUGUCCAGUAAAAGCUGGGCCCUAAUUUAUCCUGACAUGGAAAGAACUUAAUUCCCUAAUCUUGAUGUGUCAAACUGUUUCACGCGGGCACAGUGAGAUGGCACUGAAAAAAAAAUCUUACUUGGUGGUCCUAGUUUGGUGAACAAAUGAAUCAAUGUGAUGUAAAUGUACAGAGAGUAUGUAAUUAAAGAUUAACACUGAUUUCACAAAUGUUUUAAA
Messenger RNA from Oncorhynchus gorbuscha (pink salmon), 7163 nucleotides. RefSeq names its product 1-phosphatidylinositol 3-phosphate 5-kinase-like. Gene Ontology annotation, molecular function: ATP binding; metal ion binding; 1-phosphatidylinositol-3-phosphate 5-kinase activity. Gene Ontology annotation, biological process: intracellular signal transduction; phosphatidylinositol metabolic process. Lineage: Eukaryota; Metazoa; Chordata; Actinopteri; Salmoniformes; Salmonidae. The record is from RefSeq and is a predicted model, not a curated record.